GGCAGAAGGACACAGUACAGGGGGAGUCAGGAGGGCACAGUACAGGGGGAGUCAGGAGGGCACAGUAUCAGGGGGAGUACAGGGGGAGUCAGGAGGGCACAAUACUGGGAUCAGGAGGGCAAAAUACUGGGAUCAGGAGGGCACAGUACAGGGGGAGUCAGGAGGGCACAAUACUGGGAUCAGGAGGGCACAGUACAGAGGAAGGCUGGAGAUCACAAUACUGGGAUCAGGAGGGCACAAUACUGGGAUCAGGAGGGCACAAUACAGGGGGAGUCAGGAGGGCACAAUACUGGGAUCAGGAGGGCACGGUACAGGGGGAGUCAG
Staurois parvus is the source of this 324-nucleotide messenger RNA. The record is from the annotation of a GenBank genome assembly. Lineage: Eukaryota; Metazoa; Chordata; Amphibia; Anura; Ranidae.